Messenger RNA from Nasonia vitripennis (jewel wasp), 3734 nucleotides. Its product is annotated as solute carrier family 2, facilitated glucose transporter member 3. NCBI's taxonomy places the organism in Eukaryota, Metazoa, Arthropoda, Insecta, Hymenoptera, Pteromalidae. Gene Ontology annotation, biological process: monosaccharide transmembrane transport. Bases 1630 to 3267 code for a protein of 545 amino acids. Gene Ontology annotation, cellular component: membrane. The transcript has 6 exons. Gene Ontology annotation, molecular function: hexose transmembrane transporter activity. The record is from RefSeq and is a predicted model, not a curated record.
UUUUGCGGGAUACAGAUGGAGUGUUUUCCAAACUCGUCUCUAGUCUCAGUAGUGGACUGCCAGUGCUCGGUAUAGUGCAAUCGUUUGAGCUUUGGAAAUUUCAAUGCAAAGAAAGUUCAUAAAGAUCAAGUACAAGGUGGUGCAUAGCUGCAUGGACUUUUGAAUUUUUAGACUAAUAAAGUUAUGGAGAAAAAGAAAGGUAAGUUUUAAUUUAAAGUUGAUAAAUCGAUCUGAUCUUCAUCGAGCUAUGUCAAGUGCACUACUGAUUCAAAAGUCUCAUAUAGUCAGCAGAUGUAACAUUUUACGAAAUCUAUUACGAUACUUCAUAUAUCUUUAAGUAAACCAUUGAACAUUUUCUAUAAAUUUAUCAACAAAAUCUCAAAGUUUCCACCGAAGUCCAUGUUACGUUGAUGUAUGCAGUGGUGCGUGACAAACUCUUGCGUCACAGAUGCUAAUUGUGCAAUAUUUUUCGCAAGGCGAAUACCCGCGUCUACAGCUCUGUUUACCAUUUCCCAACGCAGAGUAAAAAUACACAUCAUGCACGUGACAGCUGUGCGCUAUCGUGCAUAAGAGGAAACUAUGAUAACCGGACGAGUGAAAAAUUCAUCUUUUUCGACAAAAUGUUAUAAUCGCGUUGAUUGAUAGAAGAACGCGUUUUCGUAGAAAAAAUCUCUAUACGAACGAAAAAAAAACAAUGAUUUCUUUUUUUUGGGACUGUACGCUCGAAAUUGACCGAUUGAUUGAUUAUAAGAAUAAUUACGAGGGUAUGACAUGUAACAUCUUUAUUAUGGGUUCGUCGUCUCCUUGGCGAAACCGGGCCAACGGAACGCACACGAGACUUUGCUGCACGUGCUUUCGAUGACGAGAGUCAAUUUACUUAUAUAUCCUUAUAUACAACAGACAGCUGUAGUUACACACAAUCUUAUCAUCGCAUGGGAAUUUAUGCUUAUACGAGCAAUUUCUAUUAAAAAUUCAUAAUAUCUCAUACUCGUGCGAAGUGUACGAAGCGAUAGGAGAAUAACCAUGCUUGCGUCUUGAUGAAUUUAUGGAUUUGGCUUAUUUUUACAUCACAUCGCGAAAAAUGUAACGAUAAAGAGAAAAAUUAUGAGAGCAAUAAACCUUUUAGGCGGUUGAAUUUUCUUCUUACGCAACUUCCUAUUACUUCCGAUCGGGUGAAUACAUUGAAUAUGAAUACAAUCAAGCAUUAAGUAUAGCCACUUACCUGGGGGUUGAAAAAAUGUAAUUGCCGACAUCCAUUCCACAAAAACAAUCCAACGGGCAGGUAUGAACAGGUCGUCGAACUCCGGCGUAAGAGCGAGAAAGCAACACCAACUUCCGCGAAAAAGGAAGCGUAUUCCGCGGCACAAUUAUAUCUUUUAACACACAAAACUCGGUCACUUAACAUUUCCGCGCCAUAUAUUCAGCACACAUCAUCCGGCUGACAUAAGUACACGUUCUAAACCUAUUCGCGACGAGUGGGGUAUACCUACUCGAUAUAAUGUAAACAGUACAUCACACGCGAAACCAGUUAGAACACGCGAGCGCGUCGUCGAGUGACGAAGGCCUAACCUCACUUUCACUCGCGCGGGUCGCGAGUUGGAAAAGUAUAUACAAAGCAUCCACGGGAACAUGGCUCUGGACAAGGAGCCUGAGGCUGGUGCGAGCCGUGAAGAAGUCGAGCCUCUUGAUAAUAAUCAGUCGCCUGUUCUUCCAGAUUCCGACAUCUCCGUCCUGUACAAGAGCAACGGCGCCAAGUUACUCAGCGAUUUCGGUCGAAGAAUAAGUUCUGAUGAGAAAAGUGAAGAUUCAGGAGGAUGGACUCCCAUGCUUCUUCUUGCUGGAGCAACAUGUUGUUUGGGCUCUGCUCUACCGGCUGGGUACAACAUUGGUGUCAUGGGAAAUUCUGCAGAUAUCAUGAAAGAUUUCUGCAACCAAAGUGUUGAAGAACGCUAUGGAGUCCAAAUUAGUGACGAUGGUUUAUAUCUUUUAUGGUCAACCAUUGUUUCAAUCUUCCUCAUUGGAGGAGUAACUGGAUCUCUAACAGCCAGUUUAUUGGCUGAUAAAUUGGGUAGAAGAUGUGCUUUGAGUAUAGGAAAUGUUUGUGGAAUCAUUGGAGCAAUUGCAUUCUUAUUGACACCUACAUUAAAUUCUAUUGAAUUUUUCCUACUUGGUAGACUGUUUGUUGGACUUUCUGGUGGUCUUGCCACAAGUCUUUUGCCUACUUACAUGACAGAAGCUGCUCCUAUUAAAUUACGUGGUGCUGUUGGUGUUCUUUGUCAAUUAGGAAUUACCUGUGGUGUACUAUUGGGACAGAUUGGUGGACUUGCUUCCGUUUUAGGAACCAAGGAUCAUUGGCACUACAUGUUAGCCGCCUUUUCUCCCCUGUGUAUGAUUUCUAUUGUACUUUUAUACAUCUUGCCAGAGAGCCCAAAGUACCUGUUUGUUGUUAAAGAAGAACGGGAGAGUGCAUUACAAGCCCUUAGUCGCUUUAGAAACAUGGACAGGGUUCUUUUGCAAAAAGAAAUAACAGAUUUGGAAGAGGAAUACACCAGUAAAUCUACUGAUAGUUCUUGGACAAUUGCUCGCGUUUUCAGAGAGCCAACUUUAAGACUGCCACUUAUGUUAGUUUGCCUGCUACAAUUUGGCCAACAACUUAGUGGAAUAAAUGCUGUGUUCUACUAUUCAAAUGAAAUUUUUAAAAAUGCACAAUUAGAUGCAGAAACGUCUCAGUACGCCACUAUAGGCACUGGGGUAAUCAAUGUAGGAAUGGCUCUAAUUUCAGUUCCUGUGAUGUCGUGUUUUGGGAGGAAAACGCUUCUUAAUGCUAGCGUUUAUUCAACAAUAGCUUGUCAACUUUUGUUGUGUGUUUCACUUGCACUUAGAGACAGUUAUGGCUAUAUGAAGUGGGUAUGUAUAGCUGCAGUUCUCGCUUUUGUACUUUUUUACGGUAUUGGCCUGGGGCCCAUACCGUACUUUAUUGGAUCAGAGUUGUUUGAUGUCGGUCCAAGAUCCGCGGCUAUGUCAAUGGGUAGCGUUUGUAACUGGGGUGGCAAUUUCAUCGUUGGAAUGACUUUCACGCAAAUGCAAAAAGUUUUUGAUUCGUAUUCCUUUCUAGUCUUUGCCGCAUGUAUGCUGUUUCUUGUACUUUUCUGCAGAAAAUAUUUGCCAGAAACACGGGGUAAAACAACAAUUGAAGUAGCGGCAUCGAUAACUCAAGGAUUACGUUCUCGGCCUAACGAAAUUACUUCCGGCAUAAACGUCACUUAAACAACACGAACGAACAAUUUAUUCCUAGAUAAAAUUCCUGGUAAGCCAUGACAAGAAUUUGUGCACGAUGUAAAAACUAUUCGAUGAACAGUAUAAUGAUAUAAGUAUUCAAAUUUACCUUGUAAUACUUCCGUCAGCCGUACAGACUUGAAAGGACGUGUCAUUGUACCUUUCUUUUUUUGUAAUUUGUAUAUUAUCUUUGUUAUAAAAGAUUUGAAUGCCUUAAACUGUAUAAAAAGAAGUUCCGCGCGCAAAGGAUUACAUGUUCUUUGCCAUUUUUACAAAUCGUAGCAUGUCGUGAUAAAAAAGAAUCUUGUAAAGCCUCGCUUCAAUGAUGUUUGAAUUAUUUUGAGAAAUAAGAACAUCGCGAGUAUAUUGUGACUUUUAUAUGUAUAUUUAUUAAAGGAAAAAGUGUCGUAUAUUCUACGCGCUUAAUUAAAAGUAUGGUGUUUGUACGAUAAAGUGUC